AUGGGCUCACCAGGAUUAGAGACACCAGUGAAUCUUCUAGCCUCCCUUGCCCUUUUCACAGUGCUUUUGGUCAUCAUUCCACAAUGUGCAAUUCCUGCUUAUGCCUCCACACUAGAAGCACAAGCCCUUCUCAAAUGGAAAUCCAGCCUUCUAAACCAAAACCUAUCCACCUCUUCUCUAUCUUCAUGGACUCUCCCUCCUCAAAAUGCUACCAGCUCCAAUGCAACGGUGUCGAGCCCGUGCAGUUGGCACGGCAUCUUGUGUAACCUAGCCAGAAGUGUGAUUGGAAUCAAUCUCACCAGUUCAAACAUCAAAGGUACACUCAAUGAGUUCCCAUUCUCGUCUUUGCAGUAUCUUACCUAUAUAGACAUGUCCAUAAAUGAACUCUUUGGCAGAAUACUGCCUCAAGUCGGUCUUUUGACCAAUCUCACCUACCUUGACCUCUCCUUUAAUCAAUUAUCCGGGAAAAUACCACAGGAGAUUGGCAAUCUCAUGAAGCUUGAGAUGCUACAUCUGCUCUCUAACGAGUUGAAUGGCUCUAUCCCUGAUGAAAUAGGUCAGUUGCGUUUGUUGAACGAGCUUGCCCUGUACUCAAACCAGUUGAAUGGAUCUCUUCCUUCUUCCUUGGGCAACUUGAGCAGCCUCGCUAGACUAUACAUCUACAACAAUUCAUUUUCUGGUUCUAUUCCUCUUGAAAUUGGGAAUUUGACAAACUUGGAGGAGAUUUACAUGGAGACCAACUUCCUAACGGGGCCAAUUCCUCCCACAUUCGGGAAAUUGACGAAACUAACCCAACUCCAUGUAUAUGAUAAUGAACUUAUUGGUUCUAUCCCACCGGAGCUGGGGAACUUGAAACUUCUUCGUCGACUCGCCCUACACUACAAUAAUCUUACCGGUUCAAUUCCCUCGACAUUAGGCAAUUUGACAGAGCUUACCCUUCUUUAUCUGUAUGGCAACAUGCUUUCUGAUAACAUUCCUGAUGAGUUGGGAAACCUUCGAGCUAUGAUCGAUUUGGAGCUGAGUAAGAAUCAGCUCAGCAGCCCUGUUCCUUCUUCUCUGGGCAACAUGACUAACUUGGAAAUUUUAUUACUCCAUAAGAACCAACUUUCCGGUUUCAUUCCUAGAUUCCCUGGGGAUUUGAUGAACUUGGUGGUGCUACAAUUAGAUAUGAACUGGUUCACUGGCUUCAUACCAGAUAACUUGUGCCGAGGUGGAUCACUUCGUAAUCUCUCCUUGGGUUGGAACAACCUCACAGGAAUAGCCUUUCAGGCACAAUCCCUCGAACAUUUUCUCGACGAAGCAGCUUGA
Molecule: messenger RNA, 1308 nt
Organism: Eucalyptus grandis
Lineage: Eukaryota; Viridiplantae; Streptophyta; Magnoliopsida; Myrtales; Myrtaceae
Product: MDIS1-interacting receptor like kinase 2-like
Exons: 2
Coding region: 1-1308 (435 amino acids)
Molecular function (GO): protein binding
Source: RefSeq, a predicted model, not a curated record